Dermochelys coriacea (leatherback sea turtle) is the source of this 1692-nucleotide messenger RNA. RefSeq names its product vitamin K epoxide reductase complex subunit 1-like protein 1. The transcript is spliced from 3 exons. Gene Ontology annotation, molecular function: vitamin-K-epoxide reductase (warfarin-sensitive) activity. Lineage: Eukaryota; Metazoa; Chordata; Testudines; Dermochelyidae. The record is from RefSeq and is a predicted model, not a curated record. The coding region runs from base 131 to 637 and encodes 168 amino acids. Gene Ontology annotation, biological process: peptidyl-glutamic acid carboxylation; vitamin K metabolic process.
UCCCAGAACCCUUUGCUUUCCCCGUCCCACCUCCUGAAGGGGCAGCCAAUGGGCCUGCGCCGGUUGCUGAUUGGCAGGCGCGCGGGCCGGUGGGGGCGAGCUCGUGCCCUGCGCGCGGUGGCAGCGAGCGAUGGCGGCGCCGGGCUGGGAGCGGGCGCUGCGGCUCGGGCUCUGCGCGCUGGGGCUGGCGCUCUCCGUGUACGCGCUGCACGUGGAGAGCUCGCGGGAGCGGGACCCCGGCUACCGGGCCAUGUGCGACCUGAGCCCCUCUGUCAGCUGCUCCAAGGUCUUCACCUCCAGGUGGGGCCGUGGCUUUGGCUUGGUGGAAGAUCUCUUGGGGAAACACAACGUCUUUAAUCAGCCCAACAGCUUAUUUGGCAUUGUCUUCUACGUCCUACAGACACUGCUGGGCUUCACUCCCAGCACCCUGGCGGCCGUCACCCUGCUGGGCACCUCCAUGGUCUCCAUCGCCGGCUCGCUCUACCUGGCCUACAUCCUCUUCUUCGUGCUCCACGACUUCUGCCUGGUGUGCGUCACCACCUACCUGCUCAACGGCGCCCUGCUCCUCCUCAACUACCAGCGUCUGGUCUGUCUGCGUGGGAGCGGACCGCGCCAUGCCAAGCCCAAGGGGCAGUGAGCGUGGCUGGGGGAGCCCUGGCCCAGCCCCCUCCUGGAACUGCAGUUGCGACAGCGAACCCUCUUUGUAUAGCAGCCAGGGGCCCAUCUAGCCCGGUAUCCUGCCCCCUCCGUGCCAAACCAGAUCAGACCCUGGGUCCGUCGCCCUUUAAACACAAACUGAAGCCAUUUCUGGCUUAACCAAAAUGCUGGUAUAAUGUGGGUUAAAAUGGUUACGUGACGCACACAUACCCGCAAGGGACUGAGUGUGAGACACACACACACACACACACAGGAGAUCAGGUUUCAUCAUCUCCAGCAGGGGGCAGAGCUGCUUUCACGCUAGCCCGAUUCUUUCCAGCAAGGACCAGCGUGUGUGUGCGUGAGGGAGAGUGAGAGACAUAUGACCCUACUGACAUCAAUGGAGGCAGGGCUGGAUUCUGAUCUCAAUCCAGAGCGACCCAUUGGUGCCACUAGAGUGAGGGCUGGAUUCUGAUCUUGAUAAACUCAGUGUGAAUGGAACAAACAAGAACACAGUCUAGCCCAGGGGUCUCAAACACGCGGCGGCCCGCUGGGUUAUUUCCUGGGGUCUGCCAGACUCCCCUUCCCCCAGUGCACUGUGUCCCCGCUCCUCUGCUUACCUGUAGGCGCUUCCUGCCGCCAAACAGCUGUUUGGCGGUGCUUAGCGCUUUCCAGGAGGGAGGGGGAGGAGCGGGGAGCUGGGCGGUCAGGGGAGGAGAGGGAGAAGAGGCGGGAUGGGGAUAUGGGGAAGGGGUUGGAAUGGGGGUGGGGCAGGGGCGGGGCCUCAUAGAAGGGGUGGAGUGGGGGCAGGGCUGGGGGUCAGUGAUGUGGCCCUUGGGCCAAUGGACUAGUCCUGUGGCCCUCAUGGUGAUACGAGUUUGAGAUCCCUGAUCUAGCCCUACAUAGCCCCGGCUUGCAAGUCCCCUGCAGCAAUGACAGCGGAACUUUUGUUAACUGACCAGCAGGGGGCACUGUGCACCAAAUCAAUAUGACAAUGAAGAGACGAGCUGGAGCUGCCUGUUUGUAGCUGAAAUAAAGUCGCCCUCAGCAACAGGC